Messenger RNA from Asterias rubens (European starfish), 1178 nucleotides. Its product is annotated as transmembrane protein 187-like. Bases 105 to 983 code for a protein of 292 amino acids. Gene Ontology annotation, cellular component: transport vesicle. Lineage: Eukaryota; Metazoa; Echinodermata; Asteroidea; Forcipulatida; Asteriidae. The record is from RefSeq and is a predicted model, not a curated record. The transcript has 2 exons.
CUCAUUCACAAAUAGUAUCACUGAUUAUAAUAUUGCCUUUAUUUACCCAGGCAGUAGUGCUAUAGUAUACCAUGGAGAUUCACGACUCAAGAUAAACAACCAGAAUGGGAAGUAUGGCGGUGUUGAUGAGCUUACUACCAGUGGUUGUGAGUACAUCCCUCAUGAUCAUGGUCGUUUCACACGGCAUCUUCGACCCAAUCAAAGUGGAUCUUGGAUUUGAACAUUAUGCCGAGAAACCGGACUUCACCAUUGGAUCAUACAAGCUCCCUGAUUGGUUAAAGUUAGCCAUGCCGCUAAAUGCUCUCGUCAACAUCGGCUACGUCAUCAUUGGCUUUUACUGGAUAUUUCGAACAUACUUCGCAGAGAGGAAUAAAACAGUUGGUUCUCUCCAUGCGUACUUUGCUUACACCUUUGCAUGGAUGAGUAUCGUGUAUGGACCCAUACAACUGGGGCGGAUCUUGUAUCAGACUCACCCCUCUGCAAUUUUGGAUCAAUGGGUCACUCUUCCCUUCUUUACCUUAGUAAUCCUCUGGAGUAAGUCCUUCAUCAUUGGCUGGAAUCUAAACGUCUGUCUAAUGUUUAUGCUGUCGUCGAUCUUGAGCUACAACUUGGUCUUCUUUAGUGAGUUUGGCUUUGAGGUUUCCCUCAUCCUGCAUGCUGCCAGUGUUUUAAAUGCCAUGCUCGCAAUUCACGGAAAAUACACCUGCGAGGGUAAUAUAAAGACAUUGAUGCUCACAUUUCUAGCGUUUGUGAUGUUCAUCUUAUUUAAGGUGCUGGAUCUUCACCUUCCCCGCUAUGGAGACGUCUUCACAGAGGUCAGCGGUCAUUUCCUGUCCAAAUUAUUUGGUGACAUUGCUCAGAUUCAAUGCGUUUUUGUUUUCUUUGAGAAUAUUGCCCAAAACCUUCAGGCGUCUGCUUUACUAGCAGACCUGAAGGUCAAGAGGGAUGACAAGGUCACAUCAUCAAGGAAGAAGAAAAGAUAAAUGCUGAAGACUCAAAGACUCUUUGGUGAGAAAAGGAACCGAUGAAGAGCAUCAUACUGGCUCGGUCACCCUUGGAUCUUGCUUUUAUCUCGUAAUGACUGUGUUCCACUAUGUACUAACCUUAAAGAAACUGGACAAUAUUGGUAAUUGUCAAAGACCAGUCUUCUCACUUUGUGUAUCUCAACAUUUGCACAA